AUCCGGAAGAGAUAACGGGUAUUAUGUCCCUACCUGCUGGGAGGGGAAGUUGGUCGGCUCCCGUCCUCCCGAUCAAGCGAUCUGCAGGUACAUCGACAAAGUACCGAGAGUUAUGCCUAUUGAUUAGCUAGUAUACAGCAGGAGGGCCACGCUGGCUAUGGAACAAUAGGGUAUCAGCAGAGAUUAUUCUCUUCAGGCACUGCAAAAUGCAUCGGCGAUGGCGUGCCACUGCUUGUUUGCGCUUGUUUGUGCCUGUUAUUCCCAGAGCCAGGUCACGCUUGACGCGUCUGUUAAAUAUUCCAUGCCAUUCUGCAAGGCGUGGCUAUCCUGCAGUCGAGCCGCUCAACCCGAGGUCAGCAACAGGGUAUCUAGUUGGGUGUGCAGACUGCAUCCCAGAAUGCUUGGGUGCCAAUUCCAGAGUUUGUUUGUGCCCUGGAGCGCCGCUCCUUUUUCGCCCUGCUGCUAGAAUGUUUCAGGGAAAUAGCGUCAGUCUAACCUUGGUGCGUCUAUUGGCUUUUACAUCUGAACUCUGCGGGAGGCGUGGCCUCAUUUUGCAUACCUCGCUCAGAAUCCGAGAGUAAGCAUCCCUUGUACAGCAAACCAUAUUCAUCCUUCAAGGUACAACGUACUUCUGUACACAUUGCUGUAGAUAAAAAUUGCUCUCUGAUG
Molecule: messenger RNA, 669 nt
Organism: Aspergillus glaucus CBS 516.65
Lineage: Eukaryota; Fungi; Ascomycota; Eurotiomycetes; Eurotiales; Aspergillaceae
Exons: 1
Coding region: 207-581 (124 amino acids)
Source: RefSeq, a predicted model, not a curated record